AUGACUGGUGCGCUUUCUCGCUGGGGGUUCGAUGUGGGUAGGGCUGGCUUUGCGCCGCAAGUGCAGGCCACCCUCGCGGCAAUAUGCGCUUAUGUACCUCUGCAGGAGGCCUUGCGGGAGGCCAUACAAGCCAACCGCGAGCGGGACAGCCUGAGUCUGGCUGAAGGCGUCAUGUCAAGCAUUGCCAAGGGCGCCCUCCCUCAGGACUCCGCCGAGGACUGCCGCAGUUGGGCGGGAGGCCCGUCGCAUACGGACGAAGAUCGGGACGGCUGCCACACGGAGAAAGGAAAGGAACGGGAGGGCCGCCCUUCGUCCCUACGCGAGGAAGUCGAGUCGGCCUGCUCGGCCACCAGCCUCCGCGACUACGACCACUAUAAGCUCAAGACUCACUCAUUCAACGAAUACCGCUCCGAGCAAGACAUCGCCAGUUUGCUGCAGGUGGAAGAAGAGCUUAACGGCAGCGGCCAUGCUGAUGACUGGCGCGAGACGUCGAUCGGUGCCCGGUCCGACGUUCGGUCUCGUGAAGAUAUUCACGAUGGAGGAAGAGGCCACGCAGGCGAGCCUGGUGCCGUGGAUGACGAGUCAUGGAUGUUCAGCGCUGUAACUGUGGUCUCGCUUGGUUUCCUGUAUGUCGGCAACAAGGAGGUCUAUCGCACUGCCCUUCAAAGCGAGAUGGUCAAGGCUGCAGUUGCGCUCAGUCAAGUGUGGGCAGCCAGCGGAGAGUUUGGCGCUACCGCACAGUGA
Acanthamoeba castellanii str. Neff is the source of this 744-nucleotide messenger RNA. RefSeq lists its product as uncharacterized. The record is from RefSeq and is a predicted model, not a curated record. The transcript is spliced from 4 exons. NCBI's taxonomy places the organism in Eukaryota, Discosea, Longamoebia, Acanthamoebidae. The coding region runs from base 1 to 744 and encodes 247 amino acids.